CUCCCAUGGUCCCACUCCCCGCCAAAUGUUACCUUGCAAACCCUCCCCAUGUCUUCGUGGAACUUUCUUUCGACACCAUCAAACCCCUCCAUGGGAAUUGAACGACCAGGCAAACUGAGCCUGGAGACAGCCACGGACACUUGCGCUCUUGCUUGCAAUUUGACUUCAGCCACCGGCCGCAGCAGCUGAAGGGAACCAAUCCCCGCGCCCCGUCGUAUUCGCCCGGCUGCCUUAUCUUCAGCUUUGGGCUGCAGCUCCAGGACACUGCAAGGAGAAAAGAAAUGUGCCGCCAGUCGAGGGGGACGGCGGAAAUGCCCUCGACUGCCUUCCCAUCUGAAGUUCAUCUUUCUUCUGCAAGUGCGCACCUUUCCCCAAACUAAGGCACUUUAUUCAACCAUGGCCACUGCGGAUGGUGCACGACCCGACGAUUACCCCCACCUAUCCCGUCCCUGCCGGUCAAUGGAAACCCAAUAUGACGUGGUCGUUGUUGGAUCUGGGUAUGGAGCCGGCGUCGCGGCGAGUCGAAUGGCUCGAGCUGGCAAGAGCGUGGCCGUGCUAGAACUUGGUUGGGAGAGACGACCCGGCUCGUUCCCGUGUUCUCUGUGGCAAUGUUCGAGGGAACUCAGCAUCUCGGGGACCUCGCGAUGGCUCGUUACCGACAAACGCACUCGCCUGUUCCAGCUGAUCCUAGGAGAUGGACAGCACGCUCUGGUCGCUCGUGCACUAGGUGGCUGCUCGCUUAUCAAUGCCGGAGUUUUCCUGGAAGCCGAUCAACAGACCUUACAGAUGAGCCCAUGGCCCCCGGAGAUCCGGAAAGAAGCCUCCGCCCUGCAGGCUUACUACUCACGGGCGGCAGAAAUGCUGCAGCCUUCCCCGUACCCAGAGAACCACCCACCGCUGGCCAAAUUGGACACCAUUCAGAAACAAGCAGGAUGGCUGGGGAAGGCACAAACUUUCUACCGUGCCCCCCUCACAACUUUCUUUCGUCGCGGUCGCAAUCACGUUGGUGUGAUGAUGCAAGGAAAUGGCGGAUCGGGAAAUGAGAGUACCGGUCUGAAUGACGGAUCUAAGAACUCGGUUCCUACCACAUACCUCACAGAUGCUUGGAACUGGGGCGCUGAGAUUUUUUGCGGAUGCGAGGUCCGGUACAUCGAGCAGGCACCGGAGAAAGGCUACGUGGUAUACUUUGCCUGGCAUGGGAGGGGGAGGUCAGCGUUUGCUGAAGACGUCAAAACCCAGUUGUUUUGGGUGAAAGCAAACGAUUUAUGCUUUCUUGGGGCCGGUGCGUUAGGGACAACAGAGAUUCUGCUUCGUUCGAGGGAGUACGGCCUCCCAGUCUCACCAAUGAUUGGAAGAAAUGUGUCUGGAAACGGGGACAUCUUGGUUUUCGGAUACAACGGUGAUGUCAAGGCCAACGGUAUCUCAGGACCAUCCAGCUCUGGAAGCCGACCGGGUCCAACAAUCACCGGAGUGGUGGAUCGUAGAGGGGGGAGCUCAAAGGAUGCUCUUGCCGGUCAUGUCAUUGAAGACGGGUGCAUCCCGAGGCCAUUAAGUCCCUUCUUCCGAGUCACUCUCAUGCUGCAAACAAUGCGGUAUCCAACUGCCUUAUCGCUUUCGGGUGCCGUAUCUCAGUGUUGGAAGGCCAUCUACAGUCUUAAAUCUCGGAUCUUGAACCCGUCUGUUGGAGAUGCUUUGCAACGCACAUCGACCUAUUUAGUUAUGUCACACGAUAGUAAUGAGCUCACCCUCGUGCUGAAGAAUGAUCAGUUAAUUCUGAGUGGUCCUGGAGAGGGGCGGUCAGAGAAUUGUACCAACCUCAGAAACAUGCUGGGUAACAUGGUCAGCCGCGCAGGAGGAAAGAUUGGCUGUUUGCCUAUGUUGUCUGGUUCUCAGAAGGAAGAGGUCACCGUCCAUCCGCUCGGAGGAGCUAAUAUGAGCAGAGACGGUACAGGUCGUGAAGGUGUCACAAACCACAUGGGCCAGGUGUAUACGGGACAUGGAAGUGAGAAGCAUGAGGGUCUCGUGUGCUGCGACGGCUCUGUUGUCCCAGCUGCAUUGGGCGUAAAUCCUCUUGCAACGAUAACUGCCCUUGCUGAGCGAUCGGUGGAUCUGAUUGCCAAGAAGCGUCGAUUUACUACCGACAUGACAACUUCAAAUGGGAGCCUUGAUGCCUGCUCAAAACCAAGGGUAUCACGACAUCGUGAGAACGGCAUCGACAAGUCAUUAUCGCCAAUCGGGUGGCAGUUUUCUGAGAUCCUCGAAGGCCAUAUAAACACACAGCCAAAUGAUCUAGACUUUAUAGCAUGCGAGACCCUGGGAAAGGGCUCAUCGUCAGUGAUGCGGAUGUUUCUCACCAUUGAGAUCUGUUGGAGAACAGAUACGUUUGGACUGCAAUACGAGGGAGUGUGUACCGGAACCGUGUCUUGUAGUGCACUAUCUCGAGGUCCGAUGAGAGUCGUAGAUGGCAAGAUUCGGUUCUUUGUGCAACCAGAAGAGCAGGCGGAUUCUACAACGCUCACAUAUUCUUUACAGCUAUUCUCACUGGAGAAUGUGCGAUACCAUGCGGAUGGUUACAAGCAGAUUGAUUCAGAAUCAUCCUUUUCUGUCAGCCGUAUAUGGGAAGCCACAACUAAGCUCAACGUCCGCAUCACUCGAGAUGGUGCGAGAGUGGGAGCCGGUGUUCUCCACAUUUCAUGGCCCUCGUUCAACCGGCAGAUAACGACUUUUCGGCCAACAGGAUCCUUCAGACUGGGUCUUCUUGCGCUGAUCAUCUUCCUCAGUUAUUUCGCUCUCCAGUUAGCUUUCGUCUUCUUUCGUCUCCUCUCCCCGGCCCGGAAGACCAACCGCUUCUCUUCUAUCGGCCCAAAAAAGCGACCAUCAGUCACCCACCUACUGAGAACGAAGGAUGAUGUCACCGUGCGCCUGGAAGAAUACGAGCCGCUGCCGAUGGACAAAGGCUUCAUGAGUCAAGGCCUUGGUCCUCAGCCAAUCUUACUACUUCCCGGAGUUACUGGUAAUGCCGCACAUAGUACCUUUGCGUUACCGUACCUACGAUGCAACAUGGUUGAGUAUUUCACCGCACGGGGAUGCUGCUGUUUCGUCUUGUCACCUCGCUGGGGCGGUGAUUCCAGCGUAGCAGCCGGGUGCACGGUUUUUGACUGCCGUCUAGACAUCGCAGCUGCAUUGCAACACAUUCUCCACCACCAAAGACAAAAACCGUAUGUGGUAGCCCACUGUCAAGGGUCUGUGGCUCUCGCUAUGGGUCUGCUUGACGACACCAUUGACCGGACCCAGCUACUCGGUAUCACAGCGAACUCCGUGUUCAUGAACCAGGUCCUUGCUUACUGGAACUCUGUCAAGGCGGCCACCACACUUCUGAUCCGUAUAUACGAGUUUAUCUCGGGAACAUACUAUCCUAUCGGCAGCCGUGAUGACAAUGGUCUUUUUCAAAAAGUGCUCGACGUACUGCUGCGGUUCUACCCGGUAGAAAACCGGCGAGACAUAUGCACAUCCAAACUUUGCCAUCGAACCACAUUUGCAUUCGGGCUGUGCUGGAAUCACCAAAAUCUUGAUACCAAUAUCCAUGAUAAUGUGGGACAAUUCUUUGGAGAUACUCAUACGAAGAUCCUCGAACAUGUAACGCGCAUGGGAACUCAUGGGGCGUGCUUAGACAACGAGCUCAAUCCUCUUCUCACGGAGAAAAAUAUUCUUUACUUGGAGGGUCUGCCAAUUUUGUUUAUUUCUGGAACGUUCAACGAGGUCUUCAAGCCUGAGUCCACUCUCCGAGAUUACGAGAUGUUACGCCGUCGGUUUGGGGAGCAUCUCUAUCGCCGGUUCCUCGCAGAAGGGUAUGGACACCUGGAUCUUAUCAUAGGGAAGAAUGCUGCGAGAGAUGUCUAUUGGAAGGUGUUUGAGCAUGUCAAGUGGUGUGUGCAGAAUAGUAGAGACGUGAAGGGUUGAUGGUUGAUGGUUCUGAUGAGGAUGGCAAUUUGCUGGAAUGGACUAGUAACCAUUAUUGAUCAAUGUAAGACAUGUUAUAGUAGAUUCGC
Molecule: messenger RNA, 4049 nt
Organism: Aspergillus sclerotioniger CBS 115572
Lineage: Eukaryota; Fungi; Ascomycota; Eurotiomycetes; Eurotiales; Aspergillaceae
Product: FAD/NAD(P)-binding domain-containing protein
Exons: 9
Coding region: 397-3960 (1187 amino acids)
Molecular function (GO): flavin adenine dinucleotide binding; oxidoreductase activity, acting on CH-OH group of donors
Source: RefSeq, a predicted model, not a curated record